AUGAGCCAACACAAGGAAUCUAUAUCAACUGAACAUGAUAAUGAACCUUCUAUCAAUGAACAAUCAGUAACUGCAAAUACCCAAGAUAAUAAUAUAUGGAAUUUAUAUGGAACAAUAGGACAACCCUUAACAGAUACAGAAACUGAAGAUAUUAAUUAUGUUAGUAUGGUUGCUAUUGGUGCUGCAACAUCAGCUGCAUUAUGGAAAGCUUAUUUCUAUAGACCAGAAGAGAUGGAUGACUUUACAACAUAUUCUAUGUUUAUUAUUACCUUAUUAACUAUUAUUGGUGGCACCUAUGUAAUAUAUAAUAUGAGAAAAAGAGAAAGAAGUGAACUAAAUCAAGUAGCCAGAGAUGAACAAAAUAAUAAUCUAAUUACUCAGUCAGAUAGAGCAACUAGUCAGGAUACUCAAAUUGACUCAAGUACUCCAAGUUCUCAAAAUAAUAAAAAAACAUCUACAAUUAAAAGACGAAAACAAAGAGUAGAAUAA
Cryptosporidium muris RN66 is the source of this 489-nucleotide messenger RNA. RefSeq lists its product as uncharacterized. The transcript has a single exon. NCBI's taxonomy places the organism in Eukaryota, Apicomplexa, Conoidasida, Eucoccidiorida, Cryptosporidiidae. The record is from RefSeq and is a predicted model, not a curated record. The coding region runs from base 1 to 489 and encodes 162 amino acids.